This is a messenger RNA of Schistosoma spindalis, 852 nucleotides long. The record is from the annotation of a GenBank genome assembly. NCBI's taxonomy places the organism in Eukaryota, Metazoa, Platyhelminthes, Trematoda, Strigeidida, Schistosomatidae.
AUGACAUCGCAAAAAGGUAUGCUAGAAAGACGCGGAUAUCGCUCACUUCAUAUUAGUCGUUUACAAUUGAAACGAUGGUCAUCUUAUCUUGCUACUGCGUUUGCGAUUCUCUCGUUUGUUUUUAUUUCUGGUGGAAUUUGGCUUCUUGAAAAUAAUAGAAUCGAGUCUGAAAUUAUCGGCAGGCGAUAUUAUUACGAAGAAGGAGUUUUGUUUAUAAUCAUUGGGAUACUAUUGCUUCUUUCGCUUGUUUGUCAAGCUUUUAUGAUUCAUCUAUUGUUUGUUGCAAAAAAGCCAUGGAGAUUUACUGAAGUCAAGGUAAAGAGAGCAGUUGCACUGUAUUUAGUUUUUCUGUUUGCAGUGACAAUUCCUCAUAUUUAUUGUUUGUACCAUGUGAAAACAAUUAGAACAAAAUUAAUAUGGUCAAUUAAAGAACAAACUGAAGAGGCUUUGAUCAGUUUGUACGGAUUCGAACCUGAUUUUACAUCUGCAUGGGAUCAUCUACAGUCUCAGAGUGAAUGUUGUGGAUUUUCGGGUCCUCAAAUAUAUGCCUCUUCAAAAUGGAAAUACAGUCAACCUAAUUCUUCAACUUUUAUCAGCUUAGUACCUGAUUCUUGUCUUACACUUAAAAGUUUAGAAGAACAAGUUCUUGAAGAUAUAAAAACUAAGUCUGAUUAUGAAGAACCUAGACAAGUGACUUUUCAAAAAGGAUGCGCAGAAUUUCUUUAUACUCAUAUAGAAGGUGUUCUAAGCGGUUCGUUUAUCGUACCAGUUAUUUCUCUUGUGAUUGUAUCUUUUUCAUUUGUCCUUGGGAUCGUUUUGUGUAAUUUCGUAGUGGUUGGAGAAGAAAUUUAA